Messenger RNA from Sebastes umbrosus (honeycomb rockfish), 2941 nucleotides. It is a transcript of the gene nt5c2a, whose product is annotated as 5'-nucleotidase, cytosolic IIa. The transcript has 17 exons. The record is from RefSeq and is a predicted model, not a curated record. The coding region runs from base 213 to 1901 and encodes 562 amino acids. NCBI's taxonomy places the organism in Eukaryota, Metazoa, Chordata, Actinopteri, Perciformes, Sebastidae. Gene Ontology annotation, molecular function: 5'-nucleotidase activity.
GGAUUCUCUUAACACCACGGUUGUCUUCUCCUAAGUCCUUCUGAAUUCUCCUUCACAUCUUUCCUUGACCUCGAGGUCAAGGAAAAGUAGUUCGGAAAAGACAUUCAUUUUUUUUUUAACUUUUUGACCGCAGCCUGAGUCUCACAAGCUGACUGGCUGUUUGUGGAUCUCUGUGUUUUCAGCAGCGUUUUUCUUCUCAGAAACAGUUCAAGAUGACGACUUCAUGGAGCGACCGUCUGCAGAACUAUGCCGACCUACCAGCCAACAUGGACGGCGUGGCCAUGAAGAAGUAUCGACGUGAAGCUCACCACAGAGUUUUUGUCAACCGAAGUUUGGCCAUGGAAAAGAUCAAGUGUUUCGGUUUUGAUAUGGAUUACACUCUGGCAGUGUAUAAAUCUCCUGAAUAUGAGUCGCUGGGCUUUGACUUGACGGUGGAGCGCCUGGUGUCCAUUGGAUAUCCACAAGAGCUGCUCAACUUUGUCUACGACCCCUCCUUCCCCACCAGAGGUCUGGUGUUCGACUCAAUGUAUGGCAACCUGCUCAAGGUGGAUGCAUAUGGGAACAUCCUGGUGUGUGUGCACGGAUUCAACUUCGUGAGGGGACCUGACAUCAGAGAGAUGUACCCCAACAAAUUUAUUCAGCGUGGAGACACAGACCGCUUCUACAUCCUCAACACACUCUUCAACCUGCCUGAAACCUACCUCUUUGCUUGCCUGGUCGAUUUCUUCAGCAACUGCUCCAGAUACUCCAGUUGUGAGAAGGGCUUCAAAGAUGGCGACCUUUUCAUGUCCUACAAGAGCAUGUUCCAGGAUGUCCGAGACGGCGUGGACUGGGUUCAUUUCAAGGGGUCCUUAAAAGUAAAAACUGUUGAAAACCUGGAGAAGUAUGUGGUGAAGGAUUCGAAGCUUCCUCUCCUCCUCAGUCGCAUGAAUGAAGUCGCCAAAGUAUUUCUGGCCACCAACAGUGAUUACAAGUAUACAGAGAAAAUUAUGACCUACCUGUUUGACUUUCCUCACGGCCCAAAGCCGGGUACACCCCAUCGACCCUGGAAGUCCUACUUUGACCUGAUCCUGGUGGACGCCCGCAAGCCUGUGUUCUUUGGAGAGGGAACAGUGCUACGGCAGGUCGACACUACCACAGGUCGGCUGAAGAUUGGCACAUACACGGGACCUCUCCAGCAUGGCAUUGUGUACUCUGGAGGUUCUUCAGACAUCGUGUGUGACUUGCUGGGUGCUAAAGGAAAGGAAGUCAUAUACAUCGGAGACCACAUUUUUGGUGACAUCCUCAAAUCCAAGAAGCGCCAGGGCUGGAGGACUUUCCUGGUGAUACCUGAGCUGGCCCAGGAGCUGCAUGUGUGGACUGACAAAAGCUCCAUAUUUGAGGAACUUCAGUCUCUGGACUGCUUCCUCGCAGAGCUUUACAAGCAUCUGGACAGCAGCAGCAAUGAGAGGCCUGACAUCAGCUCACUGCAGAAACGGAUUAAGAAAGUGACCCACGACAUGGACAUGUGCUACGGCAUGAUGGGAAGUCUGUUUCGCAGCGGAUCCCGACAGACGCUGUUCGCCUCCCAAGUGAUGCGCUACGCGGACCUGUACGCUGCCUCCUUCAUCAACCUGCUGUACUACCCCUUCAGCUAUCUGUUCAGAGCUGCACAUGUGCUGAUGCCUCAUGAGUCAACAGUGGAGCACACCCAGGUCAACGUCAUCGACACGGAGUCGCCGCUGGCCACGCGGAACCGCCACGACGUCGACCUCAAGGAGAUGGAGUGCAAACGGCACCAGCUGACUCGGUCCAUCAGCGAGAUCAAGCCCGCCCACUUCUUCCCUCAGGCUCCACAAGAGAUCACCCACUGCCAUGAUGAGGAUGAUGACGAGGAGGAGGAGGAGGAGGAAGAAGAGUAGAGCAGAGGGGUCUGCAGAUGAGGCUUGCCGUCACAUCCAGUACAUCCUGUUUUCAUGUUUUAAGUUGAUCUUUUCUUUGAUUCAUAACUACUGAGCCUGAUUGUCGCGUCCACUCGCUGACUUUUUUGAUCUAUUUUACAUUUAAAGAACAGGUACACUGCGUCUACAUGCUCUUGGACCUUGUCUUGUUUCUGAUAUGGACUUCUGUGGAUUCAAGUGGUCUUGCUACACCUCUGGUAAACGCACCUGUCCGUGGGUAGAAGAGAAUUCUAAAGUGAGUUUAGAAGAAGUACCUUCCUCAGGUAGAGCAGCUGUUAGAUCCUCGUGGGUCUGGUGGGUUUGUUUGAGGAGGAAUUUUUCUGAUUUUGUUUGGGCCUCGUUCUGAGGACUCUACUACGAAGCAGGAUUUGGGGUUAGCGAGGUCACUUUAGGGUUAACUCUGGGUAUUCAGUCCUACGACGGUGGUAGAUCACCGUGGUAACUUAUGUUGAACAGCAAACCUGCUCCGGGACAGGUUAUGUUCGAAAUAAGAGAUCAACUCUUGUAAAAGCACCGCCUACUGACCAAUCAGAGCUCGGCGUGCAGAUCGUAACAUACUAUUACACAAACAUGAAGAAGUUUAAGUCAUAAUCCAGGCUAAAAACAACACGGUUUAAACUGAUAAAUGCAGGAAGGACAUCUGGCUGUGUGCUGUGGGUGUUUACCGCUUUGAAAUAUGUUUUUAUAUUUAUUCUUUUACUUGAUCUCACAUCCGUUUCACACCGCCGGAGACGAGGACGCAGCUGAAUGAAGGUUGAAAUAGUCACACACGCCACAUUAUUGUCAAAAGGCAUAAUAAGAGCAAUCUUUUCAUCCAUUAUAUUCUGAAUUCUUUUUAUAAUAUCUAUAAUAUCUAGACGACCAUAUCUGACUUUUGAGUAUUCUAUUAAAUUCAUAAGUCUGUUAAUUUAUGCAUUCACACAUCUGGAGUUUUUUUAUUCUGCCAGCUGUCCUUCCUGUAUUUGGCAGCUUCAACCGUGUUAUUAUUAGUCUGGAUUAUG